CUUAACACUCACCCGUCGCCAAUAAGCAUGCAUGACGUUGGUCUCCAAGACCACAUCAUGGUAUAAAUGGACAAAGGCGCAGUAGACAUUACAGAGCGGUCAGAAAAGGGGAAGAACAUGUUGCUGUUGAGAGUUCAACUCUGCUUACCUUUCCUGGUUUUAACAUGCUGGGCAGUUCUCAACGGCGUCUCUGGAUCGUGCUCGGUUGACGGUGAUUGCCAGCAUUCAGGCACAUGCGACACAACCAACAAAAUAUGUGACUGUACCAAUACUGGGUAUGAUGGUGACACCUGUGAAAAUGAUAUCGAUGAAUGCACUGAUGGUACACAUAACUGCCAUGCUAACGCCGACUGCACAAACACGGAUGGCUCCUUCACCUGUAAAUGCAAGGAUGGCCAUGCUGGGGACGGAGUGAAAUGUACCGACUGUACAGAAAAUGGCAACGAGUGCUUAAAUGAUGGUACUUGUGACAUUCCAUCGGGUGAGACGGCUGGUACAUGCUUAUGCAAAACCGGAUACAGUGGCCGUAUUUGUGAAGACGAUAUCGACGAAUGCACUGAUGGUACACAUAACUGCCAUGCUAACGCCGACUGCACAAACACGGAUGGCUCCUUCACCUGUAAAUGCAAGGAUGGCUAUGAUGGGGACGGAGUGAAAUGUACUGACUGUACAGAAAAUGGCAACGAGUGCUUAAAUGAUGGUACUUGUGACAUUCCAUCGGGUGAGGCAGCUGGUACAUGCUCUUGCAAAAACGGAUACAGUGGUCCUAUUUGUGCAGAUGAUAUCGACGAAUGCACUGAUGGUACACAUAACUGCCAUGCUAAGGCCGACUGCACAAACACGGAUGGCUCCUUCACCUGUAAAUGCAAGGAUGGCUAUGAUGGGGACGGAGUGAAAUGUACCGACUGUACAGUAAAUGGCAACGAGUGCUUAAAUGAUGGUACGUGUGACAUUCCACCGGGUGAGACGGAUGGUACAUGCUCUUGCAAAAACGGAUACAGUGGUCCUCUUUGUGCAGAUGAUAUCGACGAAUGCACUGAUGGUACACAUAACUGCCAUGCUAAGGCCGACUGCACAAACACGGAUGGCUCCUUCACCUGUAAAUGCAAGGAUGGCUAUGAUGGGGACGGAGUGAAAUGUACCGACUGUACAGUAAAUGGCAACGAGUGCUUAAAUGAUGGUAUUUGUGACAUUCCACCGGGUGAGACGGAUGGUACAUGCUCUUGCAAAAACGGAUACAGUGGUUCUCUUUGUGCAGAUGAUAUCGACGAAUGCACUGAUGGUACAGAUAACUGCCAUGAAAACUCUGACUGCACAAACACGGAUGGCUCUUUCACCUGUACAUGCAAGGCUGGCCAUGUUGGGGACGGAGUGGAAUGCGAACCUUCUGGUGCUGCUACGGUAUCGGUGCACUUCCUUCUGCUCAUAGUUGUUGCUGUCCUCGCAAAGCUGUGCCUCAACUGAAUACAACCAGACCGGAACACGACUAAUACAGUGUAGUAGAUGUGUUUAAUUUUCCUACAAGACUUCAUAGACUUGGAUACUUCAUUUCGUUUAAUGUUGUGAUUGAUUAAUUGUGCUUACACUAAACGCACUAAAUCAAGUUCCAGUAACAUCAUUCAAUAAUUUCAACAAUAGAUGGUCGUUUUAUUGGUGACAUGUGUGAAAUGUUUCAUCCUGAUUAGAAAUUUAACAGUGUGAAUAGUGGAACAAAUACUCCAAAAUUUGAAAAAAAUAAACCCCAGCAUAAUUCCUAGAAAGGAACAUGUCCACGUGUGUUAUUCGGACCUGCAUUUCAGUGAUUUUUAUAUUCGUCUGUUUCAUGCCAAUGUAAUUCCCUCACUAUUGAUAAGAAGACAAAAUUCGUCCCUGGUUACUUUUAGGCCAUUGAUAACAUAUUACUGAUGACGUGGAACUGUCUCCCCCAGUGACCACCGACACAGAGUGAAUGUUAUCUACUUCUUAACUGUAGUGACAGUGAGCGAUUGUUACCUACCCACCCAAAGGACCUUUUAUGAUGUAUAAUCGGAUUAAUAGUUUAUAAUAUAAUAAAAUACAUGCAUUCAG
Molecule: messenger RNA, 2067 nt
Organism: Haliotis rufescens (red abalone)
Lineage: Eukaryota; Metazoa; Mollusca; Gastropoda; Lepetellida; Haliotidae
Product: neurogenic locus notch homolog protein 1-like
Exons: 12
Coding region: 67-1464 (465 amino acids)
Molecular function (GO): calcium ion binding
Source: RefSeq, a predicted model, not a curated record